AUGGCAGGCGUACAGAAAAGGAGAAGAGAUCUUGGAGACCAAGACGGUAGCGGAAGUGAAGAAGAAGACGCCGCCUUCGACAUUGCCAACGAUAUCGCUUUGAAUGCCAGUGAAAGUGAUUCUGAUGAUUCCGGCAGUGAGGAAGAAGCUGAUUAUGGCCUCGGUGGUGUCCAAGAUGUCAUCGAGUAUAGCUCAGACGAAGAGGAGAAGGAAAAGAAUAAGAAGAAGACCGAUGCCAAGAAUACCAAGAAAAGCAAGGAAGGUAAUAAGACCAAGACUACGACCAAGACUAAGAAUGGUAAAAAAGAAACAGCAGCAUUUCCAACAUUGGAACUUUCAGACGAUGAAAACAGUGCACCUGGUAAAAAUCAAGCCGAUGAUGAUGAGGAUGAUGUCAAUGAAUAUUUCUCUACCACGAAUUUGGAAAAGUCAAAGCACAAAAAGGGCAGUUUCCCCAGUUUUGGUUUGUCUAAAAUAGUGUUGAACAACAUUAAGAGAAAGGGGUUCCGUCAACCUACACCCAUUCAAAGAAAAACUAUCCCAUUGAUUUUACAAAGUAGAGAUAUCGUCGGUAUGGCACGUACCGGUUCCGGUAAAACAGCAGCAUUCAUCUUGCCCAUGAUAGAAAAACUGAAGAGCCAUUCUGGUAAAAUCGGUGCUCGUGCUGUGAUUCUGUCGCCUUCCAGAGAGUUGGCCAUGCAAACGUUCAAUGUCUUCAAAGACUUCGCUAAGGGUACAGCGUUAAGAAGUGUUCUCUUGACCGGUGGUGACUCCUUGGAAGAGCAAUUUAGCAUGAUGAUGUCCAAUCCGGAUGUGAUCAUCGCUACUCCUGGUAGAUUCCUGCAUUUGAAGGUCGAAAUGAACCUCGAUUUGAAGAGUGUAGAAUAUGUCGUUUUUGAUGAGGCUGAUAGACUUUUUGAAAUGGGGUUUCAAGAACAAUUAAAUGAAUUACUGGCAUCCUUGCCUACAACAAGACAAACUUUGUUGUUUUCUGCAACCUUGCCCAACUCUUUGGUUGAUUUUGUUAAGGCCGGUUUAGUUAACCCAGUUUUAGUUCGUUUAGAUACUGAAACAAAAGUUUCUGAAAAUUUGGAAAUGCUAUUCGUCUCCACGAAAAAUGACGAUAGAGAAGCUAAUCUACUAUACAUUUUGCAAGAGGUUAUAAAGAUUCCAUUGGCAACGAGUGAGCAAUUGCAAAAACUUCAAAAGAGUAACAAUGAAGCAGCCGACAGUGAAUCAGAUGAUGAAAAUGACCGUCAAAAAAAGAGGAAGAAUUUCAAGAGGGAAAAGUUCCGUAAACAAAGAAUGCCUGGUGGUAACGAAUUGCCUUCUGAAAAGGCAACUAUUUUGUUUGUUCCAACCCGACACCAUGUGGAAUAUAUCUCUCAAUUGUUAAGGGAUUGUGGAUUUUUGAUCUCGUAUAUUUACGGUACUUUGGAUCAACAUGCUCGUAAACGUCAAUUGUAUAACUUUAGAGCAGGUCUGACUUCCAUCUUGGUUGUUACAGAUGUUGCUGCCAGAGGUGUUGAUAUCCCAAUGUUGGCUAACGUCAUUAACUACACACUACCUGGUUCAUCGAAAAUCUUUGUUCAUCGUGUCGGUAGAACCGCAAGAGCUGGUAACAAAGGUUGGGCGUAUUCUAUUGUGGCAGAAAACGAACUACCUUAUUUACUAGAUUUGGAAUUAUUUUUGGGUAAAAAGAUUCUUCUGGCACCUAUGUACGAUUCCCUCGCAGCCUUAAUGAAGAAAAGAUGGGUGGAUGAAGGUAAACCGGAAUAUACAUUCCAACCGCCAAGUCUUUCUUACACAAAGAGACUUGUCUUGGGUGCAUGUCCUAGAUUGGACGUGGAAGGAUUAGGAGAUCUUUAUAAAAAUUUGAUGACUUCUAAUUUCGACUUGCAGUUGGCCAAGAAAACUGCGCUGAAGGCAGAACAAUUAUACUACAGGACUCGUACUGCCGCAUCACCUGAAUCCUUGAAGAGAAGUAAGGAGAUUAUUGCAUCUGGCUGGGAUGCUCAAAAUGCAUAUUUUGGUAAGAACGAAGAAAAAGAAAAGUUGGAUUUCUUGGCUAAGUUGCAAAACAGAAGAAACAAAGAAACUGUGUUUGAAUUCACAAGAAACCCAGAUGACGAGAUGUCUGUGUUGAUGAAAAGAAGAAGAAGACAACUGGCCCCAAUUCAACGAAAGUCCCGUGAAAGAAGGGAACUAUUAGAAAAGGAAAGAAUGGCUGGUCUUUCACAUUCUAUUGAAGAUGAAAUUCUGAAGGGUAAUGAUGGUGAGACUGGUUACACGAUAUCCGAAGAUGCUUUAAAAGAAUUCGAAGACGCAGACCAAUUAUUGGAGGCACAAGAAAACGACAGUAAGAAGAAAAAUAAGCCAAAGACGUUCAAAGAUCCAUCUUUCUUCUUGAGUCAUUAUGCGCCAGCUGGUGAAAUACAGGACAAACAAUUGCAGAUAACUGGUGGGUUUGCAAAUGAUGCUGCACAUGCUGCUUACGAUCUGAACAGCGACGAUAAGGUGCAAGUUCACAAACAAACAGCCACUGUGAAAUGGGAUAAAAAAAGAAAGAAGUAUGUUAACACUCAAGGUAUUGAUAACAAAAAAUAUAUCAUUGGUGAAAGUGGUCAAAAGAUCGCGGCAAGUUUCAGAUCUGGUAGAUUCGAUGAUUGGUCAAAGGCAAGAAACUUAAAACCAUUGAAGGUCGGUUCCAGGGAAUCAAGCAUCCCAUCCAACCUGCUUGCAGAUCCUUCACAAGGCCCAGGUGCUCGUGGUGGGGCUGUUCGUGGGAAGUUCAAGCAUAAACAAAUGAAGGCACCUAAAAUGCCCGAUAAACAUAGAGACAAUUACUACACCCAAAAGAAGAAAGUUGAAAAGGCUCUUCAAAGUGGUGUUAAUGUAAGGGGUUAUAACAAUGCUCCAGGUUUAAGAAGUGAAUUGAAAUCCACUGAUCAAAUUAGAAAAGAUAGAGCUGCCGCAGAGAAAAAACGUGCAAAGAAUGCUCGUCCUACUAAAAAGCGUAAAUUUUAG
Messenger RNA from Saccharomyces eubayanus, 3027 nucleotides. It is a transcript of the gene DBP10, whose product is annotated as ATP-dependent RNA helicase DBP10. Gene Ontology annotation, cellular component: nucleus. The transcript has a single exon. Lineage: Eukaryota; Fungi; Ascomycota; Saccharomycetes; Saccharomycetales; Saccharomycetaceae. The record is from RefSeq and is a predicted model, not a curated record. The coding region runs from base 1 to 3027 and encodes 1008 amino acids. Gene Ontology annotation, molecular function: ATP binding; RNA binding; RNA helicase activity.